Molecule: messenger RNA, 1472 nt
Organism: Dreissena polymorpha
Lineage: Eukaryota; Metazoa; Mollusca; Bivalvia; Myida; Dreissenidae
Product: cholecystokinin receptor type A-like
Exons: 6
Coding region: 1-1221 (406 amino acids)
Biological process (GO): G protein-coupled receptor signaling pathway
Cellular component (GO): membrane
Molecular function (GO): neuropeptide Y receptor activity
Source: RefSeq, a predicted model, not a curated record
AUGGCAAGAUUAAGCUCAGAUGAACCUCAUUACAUGUACGAGGAUUACGAUUAUGAGGCUGAUCCUGACAAUGUACCCAUCGAACAACUGGUGCCAGUAUCACUAACAUACGGACUUACUAUCAUACUAGGGUUGAUCGGAAACUGUUUAGUGAUUGUUUCGGUAGCGAAAUUUAAGAAAAUGCAAAAUGUGACUAAUAUAUUUUUGCUUAGUCUCGCUACAGCGGACCUUCUGUUGGUCAUGAUAUGUAUCCCUGUUAAGUGUGCCGCAUUCUUUUCCUACACGUGGAAGUUUGGAGCAGUGAUGUGCAAGCUCGUUCAUUACGUGCAGAACAUCUCAAUCUUGUGCUCCGUUAUGAAUCUGACGGUGCUUAGCCUAGAAAGAUAUUACGCCAUCAUCCAUCCAAUAAGAGCUAAAUGUGUCAGUACGGUGACACUUGCCAAGAAGAUAAUCGCUGUUAUUUGGGUACUCAGCUUCGUUCUAGCCACUCCAAUUUUAAUAGGAAGGGUACACAAACCAGUUGGACCAGAGAAUGCUACGGUCUACUGGUGUAUCAUUAGCUGGGAGAAACCAUGUUUCCGUCCAGAUUUUGAAACAUCAAGGACAGACGGCGGACCAAACGGGUUUAAAGGUUCGCAGAUCUUUGAACUGCGAUGCAUGGGUGGCAGCGAAAACCAUUCGUUAAACAGACUAACGAAACCAUCAUUAACUUCAUUAAAUGAUAAAAACACACGACGACAGGUCAUCAAAAUGCUUGUCGCAAUUGUGUUGAUUUACCUGGUUUGUUGGGGACCAAUCACCACCAACAAUAUGCUGGUGUCAUUUGGCCUUGUCGACGACCUUCACACUGGCUUCCUUCGACCAAUGAGGAUUACGUUCUUUAUUCUGUCCUACAUCAACAGUUGCACUAACCCAAUUGUGUAUGCCUUCAUGUCGAAAUAUUUCCGAAAGUCAUUCACGCAAACUUUACUGCUACUCUGCAGGAAGCAAACAUAUCAGGAAUGCGACAGGUUUCGUCCAACUCGAACGUUUGGCGAAACGCGUUCCGUCUCGUUCCAUUCAGGUUUAACAACAUCAAUAAGGAAAAGUCGCUCAUUUCAGACUGUAUAUGAUUUUAGAGACAAAGGUGUUAAUUGUUCUGAUCCAAUUCAAAAAGACUAUACUUCCCCCUCUAGUCGAGUGAAAUUUGACAUGCGCCGCAAAUUAAUAUCGUCCAAUUAAAUUAAUUUAGGUUCAGCGUAAUAUAAAGUCUUCACAUGUUUUGGUCGACAUACGAACAACUUUUUAAAUAAUAUUAGUAUGUACUGUUUAGUUUAUAAUAAUUUCAAUGACUUUAAAACUAUUGUUAUGGUUGUCACUUGCAGGAAGUGUUAAUGUUGUUAAAAAGUACAAAUUUCCAUGUAAACCUCUUAACAUUAUAUAAUAAUUAUAUUACAAAACCAAUUCACACACAUUUACAAUCUCAAACCAGG